This is a messenger RNA of Cladocopium goreaui, 3507 nucleotides long. The record is from the annotation of a GenBank genome assembly. Lineage: Eukaryota; Dinophyceae; Suessiales; Symbiodiniaceae.
AUGGGUGAAUACAUUGAGACGGUUGGUGAAGACUAUGGGCUGAAAGUCAUUGAGAUGAAGUACCACACGGCCGUCAUGAGGUUCAGGCAUCGCGGUUUCACUGGUCGGGCCUUAGAGGUCCGUGAGAUGGCCACAGAUCCGCAGACAGAAGCGCAGCAGCUAGCUGCGGCCUUGAUCGCGGCAGCAAACAAUGUGGCGCAAUCUUCAACAGCAUUGCGUCAAGCCCAAGAACAAUUUGCAGCGCAGCAAGCAGCAGCGCAAGUGACGCAGGCGACCUCGCAGCCGACGUCGGUGACGCAAGCUGCAAGUGGCACUAGCAAGUUCUCCAAUGCUGGAAAGAUGGUCCGAAUGCCCGAUCCGUUCGUAGCAAACGGUGUAGAUGCCGAGCAGGCAGCGUGGCCAGAUUUCCUCCUGAACUUGAAAGCAUGGCUGUGCGCAGCCGAUGAGAACUUCGAGAAAGACAUGCAGGAUGUAGAAAAGGACCCGGAUGCAGAGGUAGACAUUGAUUUACUGCCGGAUGAUGCUCAAGCGAGAACUCAGCCGAACAAUGGUCCUCAACCUAUGGAAGUAGAUAUGGUUCAGUACAAGGGCAAAGGCAAGCCAGGCGGAAAGUCCAAAUCGGACAAAGGUGAGACUCAAAGGACUCCAGAGGCAGCUCAGCCGGGACCUGAUGCAAUGGUUGAUGCACCCAUGCAACCUGUCAGUGGUAAUCCCGAUAUGCAUCCGGUAGCUGCUGAUGAGCCCGUAGAUGACCCAGCACCUGCAGCAGGUGUUCCAGCAGAGCCCACAGAGCAUGAGCGGUGUGACAACGAGCCAUCAACUCUUGCCAUCCUCGAAACUGCAAAGAAAGUUUUGAUUUCAUUGGGCAUUGCAACCACCACUGAGACCAUUGUGCCAGGUAACAAGCCGGCCAACGGCGCAGCCGAGGCCACAGUGCAGGCCAUCCGUAACCAAGCAAAUUUGCUGGUGAAUCAGAUCGAGAAGAUGUGCGGCGCUGGAGACCAGAUCAUCUUCAGCGCAAACCACCCAGUAUACCAAUGGUCAAUAAUAGUCCACGCAAGCUUUCUGCAUAAUCGCUUCAAUGUGACACAAGGUGAAACGCCGUAUGAACGUGCUUCAUCUAGGGAGUACACUGGUCGCUUGUGCACAUUUGGAGAACAAGUCAUGGGCUACUUGAAUCCAAAGGUCAAAGGACUCAUGUUUCCAUGGACUCCACGUGAACCUGAGAUAGGUGCUGAACAGUUGGCAGAGAUUGACAACCUUGCGGAAUUGGUUGAAGUCAUGAGACUCAAAUCCUUAGGUGUUUUGCUGCCUCCAGAGCAAGUAGGUAGUGACAAUCCUAAGAUGUUGUCGACAAAGUUUGUGAUCACAUGGAGAGACAAGACAAUAGACGGCAAACGCUGCUGGCUCAGACGAGCCCGCAAAGUGGCCAGAGAGUUCAACUGGCUCAGUGAGCGCGAAGAUUUGUUUUCGCCUGCCAGCUCUUCUGUAACUAGCAAGCUGCUUCCUGCUUUGUACUUGCACCUGAAGGAUCAGAAUCCGAACAUUCGAUACACCAUGGCAAGCGCAGACAUCACAGAUGCAUUCCUCACGGUUCCACAGAAGCAGCCGACAUUGGUGAAGUAUGGUAGUCAGUUGUUUGCUUUGGGACGUGUGUUGCCAGGGCAGAGAGACGGCAGCCAGUUGUGGUUUGACUCAGUGACUUCCUUCCUCAAACAGGAACUUCAGGCCGAAUCAUGCCAAGGCUAUCCAUCCCUACUUCGCAGUGCAGAGUGUUUCAUUUGGCUUCAUGUGGAUGACAUGUUGAUCGUUUUAGAAAGUGCUUACUUUGAACACAAGCUUGUCCCAGUGUUAGAAACCCGAUACAAGGUGUCAGUGCAAAGCAUUCAGAACCCCGGUGACAGUGUAGAGUUUUUGAAGCGCGCACAUGUUUUGAUUGAGGAAGAUACCAUUUUGGUUCAUCAAAAUCCCAAGCAUUUGUUGAAGCUGUGUGAAGUGGUUGGGGUUCCAGAAAAUGCCAAACCAAAGAAGGUGCCAUGUCAUGAGAGUGUCAAUGAAGUUGACACCACCGAAGAGUUGUCUCAAGCAUACUGCUCAAGAUAUCGAUCAGCAAUUGGCAUUCUGAUGUAUCUCUCUUCAGAUCUGGUGGAAUGUGCUUACUGCAUCAGAGCAUUGGCGCAGCAGAUGGCCAAGCCCACUCAGCGAAGCUGGACUAUGCUGAAGCACCUCACCAUGUAUUUGUUGGGAGCCCGGUCAUAUGCCUUGCAACUCAGGAUCAAAAGCAAUGGACUGUGGCACACUCCAGAUGAUGAAGGUGACUUCACUCUUGAGAUGUUCAGCGAUGCCGACUGGAGCGCAUGCAAGAAAUCCCGACGCUCAGUCAGUGCUGGCUUGGUGUUCUUCCGAGGAUGUCUACUGCUGGUAACGUCAAGAUCUCAGCGAGUGAUUGCUUUGAGUUCAGCAGAAUCAGAACUGCACGCUGCAGUCUCAGUGACAUGUGAUGGAAUACUUUUGAAGCUAUGCGUUGAAUUCUGCCUCCGCCAACCAGUUCGUUUGAAGCUGCUACUCGACAACGUGGCAGCAAAGCAGAUCAUGUUCAGAAGUGGCGUUGGAAGGGUAAGGCAUUUGUCGUGCCGUGCCCUGUGGAUUCAGCAGCAUGUCAAGGAGAAGAAGUUGGAAAUUGCCUCCAUUCCAACCAAGUACAAUGUGUCAGACAUAGCUACAAAGAAGCUAUCGUGUGAUAGAAUGAAGUUCUUGAUGAACAUGGCCGGCGUCUAUGACAUGGACUCCAGGGAAUUGGUUGGAACCACGGAAGCUCGCAGAGAACAGCAAGGUGAAGACAUGAAGGCUACCCUUGGAGCCAUUCGACAGAAUCUGGGAGAGCCUGCAACUCAUGCAGGUGUUCAGAAGUCGAAAGCUUUUCUUCGAUGUUUGGCUUUUGCCAUGAUGAUGAUGUCCGCUGACGCCUUGAGCCUGGAUGAUAGUUUGAGCCCAAUGCCAACAGUGGAGAUCUAUGCGCAGAGCAUUCAAUGGAGCCUUGUGCUUCUGACAGUGGCGUCCCUCAGCUUUGUUUGUUGGAUGUAUCCUGCACCCAACGACCUUCCAGAGCCAGAACCUGAGGAAGAGCUGCGUGAAGAGUUGGUGGGAGUCGAGACUGGCUUCCACAAGAUCAAUGUGUACACAUACCUAUGCAGAUGCAUUGAGCAGGUACACGAGUUGCACGACACACUGCAGAACGAUGAAGAGCUUGCAGAUUUACGAACUUUGUAUGCGUCAUUCAUGAGCCUCUACAACAAGUUUGAAGAGCAUGGAGUUACCCAAGAGUCCGUGAACGAAAUGCAUUUCCUGCAUGAGCAACUGCAGCGACAUGAUGAUGAAUUCGAUGCUCGUGACGGCUUACACGAGCUGAUGUGUGCGAUGGCAGAACCUGCAGUGGAAGACGUGAUCCCUCCUGAAAUGCCAGACAGCUUGCAGAGCAGCAGAUUGAGUCGCCCUUUGAGCCCAUGA